AUGAUCAUUGAUCCCCGAUCCCAGUUGAUGAGGAGGACAAUUCUGCGACAAGUGAUCCUCGGGAUCGUCUGCUGCAUGAGGUUCUUCAGCAGCCGAGUCAGGAAGCGAUUUCCGUCCAUGAGAAGUCUCGUUGAUGCAGGUCUGAUGGAGGAAGGCGAAUUUCAAAUGAUGGACGUUCUGGCAAGGAACUCCCAAAGGUCCAUGUUCUGGAUCCCCCACAUGUGGGCAGCGAACAUCGCCCAUCAAGCGCGGGUGGAGAAUCGGAUCGAGAGCGACCUCGGUCUCCGGGGCGUGCUGGAUGCAUUGACUGCGCUUCGUCGGACCUGUGCAGUCUGCCAACAAGUGGAGUAUGUCGAACUUCCGAUCGUCUACACGCAGGUUCUGUUUCUCAUCGAUUCAUUGGUCCUAUACGUCGGAUGGCUGAAAGUCGCUCAGUCCCUCAUCGAUCCAUAUGGCGAAGACGAAUCUGAUUUUGAGCUCAAUUGGCUAAUCGACCGUCACAUCAAAGUCACUCACGUGAUGGAGGAUGGGCUGAAUAUGAACUUCGAGCGAUUCACCUGGAAGGAGACGUUCCCUUGGCUCUUCAAGCAAGAUUGGGCGACAAAACCGAAGCAGUUUGCCUUUACUGAGAUGAUAAACAAGAGCAAAAAGUCCAAGGAUCCGAUUCCGGAGGAGGGAGACCCGAACUAUAUCGGCCCAGGCAUUAUCUCGACCACGACCCUCUACCGACUGCUGAAGUUUGACGAAGCUCACAUGCUGGAUGCACGCUACAAGGAUUGAUCGAUCGGCAUGGGGCCCCGUGGUCGACGCAGCAUCGAUUCCCAAAGUGACGACACGAUUGCAGUUUUCGAAGGGGCGGAGCUUUUCUGAACCUCUACGACACCGUGCAUGCUACCAAAUUUGACCUGUCACCUAUCACGUCCCUUAACAUGUAGUUCCUUUCCUUGAAAUGACAUUAAAACGGCUGUGAGAGAAAGGGUCAUUCGUCCACGGGACCCCAGCACAUUUUAGCACUCAUUUCUACUCACAUCACUACUCAAUUGAUAAUUUAAAAAUUUCACCUAACUUUGGUCAUUGAAGGGACUCACAAAAUGGAGUCAAACGGUAUCAAAACAUCCGGUGAAGAAACAGGUUUAGGCUCCUAACUGG
Messenger RNA from Darwinula stevensoni, 1149 nucleotides. NCBI's taxonomy places the organism in Eukaryota, Metazoa, Arthropoda, Ostracoda, Podocopida, Darwinulidae. The record is from the annotation of a GenBank genome assembly.